UGGGUGUUUAGUUCUGCCCUACUGAGGGAGGGAGUGUGCCUGACAUCACACUUGGGCCUGGUAAUGCUACAAGGGUCUACAGAGAGAGGCAAAUUCUCACAGUACCCCUCCAAAUAUCACAUGAUGGUGGAUAUGAUAUAAGCGACUGACUGCAGUACACACAGUGUCACCGGAUCCCCAGUCAAGCAGACAGUGCACGACAAUGAGUACAGUGCAGUAUACUGCAGCAUGGAAAAACAAAGUCGUCUCUGCAACCGGCAACAUGUCCAGGGGUGGUAAUAGAACAGAUAAGGGUGAUGACAAGGUGGACCUGUGUGGCCGGGGGAGCUGGUGGCUGGGGACACUGAAAGACACGCCCGUCCCUGGUCUCUAUCAUGUGCGUGACUUCAUCGAAGAGGCUGAACUGAACCCAGUGAGGAAGACCUAUGGGUUCAAAGGCGUGGGCAGAAAACCCAACACUCUGGGCGUACGUAAGGGGGAUCUGCUUCUACCCGGGGCUUACAACUACACUGACUCCAUCCAGGAAGUCCUGAUGCACCCGGCGUCAUACUCUUUCAAAAACUGUCCACGGCCCGACAUCGUCACCCUGGGUAUCAGGGACAAGCACAUAAACACAUCACCGUGCGACUACAAUGUGACGCCAAAACCCGUGGAGAAGAUCCCCUGCAAGCAUGUGAUGUUUCGGUCGACCGUGCAGCGGAUCACCUUUCCACCUAAGGAGGGACCCGCUCCGUGCCACUAUAAUCCACGGACCAAACCAGUGAGAGGCAUCACUUCCUGCUUCAAAUCUACAUUGCCGCGGCUCCACUGUGAGCACUCAAAAACUCCAGGACCCGGCGCCUACGAACCUUGCUGGAAGUUGGGUGACCGCCUCGACACCGAGGCCAUAGACCCGCCGUUCAGCCUCUUCUUCCGCAACACAGUCUAGUGUGAAAUGUGUUCCCUCGCAAUGGCUUGAUGCCGCGACCUCAUCCUCUUCUCCUCAUCCUGUCAGUUUGGAGAUCCUCACAUGACUCUACCUUAUUUAAGAAAUGACAGUCAAGUAAUGAAUGUUCAAGAGAAAUAAAGAUUCCAGUCUCUUAUUA
Molecule: messenger RNA, 1085 nt
Organism: Acanthopagrus latus (yellowfin seabream)
Lineage: Eukaryota; Metazoa; Chordata; Actinopteri; Spariformes; Sparidae
Gene: stpg4
Product: sperm-tail PG-rich repeat containing 4
Exons: 10
Coding region: 203-928 (241 amino acids)
Biological process (GO): epigenetic programing of male pronucleus
Cellular component (GO): male pronucleus; female pronucleus; germinal vesicle
Molecular function (GO): chromatin binding; histone binding
Source: RefSeq, a predicted model, not a curated record